AUGUUUACCUAUAACAGCGGAAAGUACCUCGAGGGACUCUCGACAUUAGCAAGGCUCACUAAUGCUUCAAAGUGGCAUGACCAACUUAUUGAAACCGCCAAUGCAGCAAUCAAAGCCCGAGCUUGGCAAGGUGAUGACGGUAUUAUCACUGAGGGACAAGGAGGCGACCUCAACAAGAACGAUGACGCCCGAGGUUUCAAGGCUGUCUUCAUUCGUGCUUUGCACAAGCUCUUCCACGAUACCAACAACCGCGACUUGCAAAUCUUGAUUCAUAGUUACGUUGACGUACAGUACAACGCACUUCUUGACCUUUCCUCCAACGGUACAUCCUACGGUGUAGUUUGGCAUGGCCCCUACAAUGGCCCAACGCCAUGGGGUCAAAACGCUGCGCUAGAUGUGUUGGUUUCUGCGAUUGGAGCCAACUAG
Molecule: messenger RNA, 426 nt
Organism: Rhizoctonia solani
Lineage: Eukaryota; Fungi; Basidiomycota; Agaricomycetes; Cantharellales; Ceratobasidiaceae
Product: glycoside hydrolase family 76 protein
Exons: 3
Coding region: 1-426 (141 amino acids)
Biological process (GO): carbohydrate metabolic process
Source: RefSeq, a predicted model, not a curated record